AUGCUGGCCAUGGAUCAGGCCAUGGAGCAAAGCCCUGCCAGCGGGCUGUUCUUAGUUUGCUGUCUUCUGAUCGCGGUCUUUGGUUUCCUUCUUGCCCAUCUGGAAGGCGACCCGAAAGGUGGUUAUAGCAACGCACCCACCUCGCACCUUCACGAAUGUGCCGAUUCGGCGGAUCUGCUCUUUUCGGACCUCUUCUCGGACGGGACAGGCCUGGGUCCGCUGGAGCCGCUUUGGCGGCUUUUCACGCUAGAGGGCGCCUUGUGGACUUUGCUGACUGGAUGGGAUCCCAGAGACCAUGCUUCCUCGCUGGGGCUCUCGGGCAUGUUGGAGGCCCUUGGAAGCCUGGGUGCCACGCUGCUGAGCCUUGGUGCACAUGCUGCAGCUGCCAUUUUGAAGCUUGGGGGCAAGGGAGCUUCCAAGAAGGAAGAUGGCAAGGAGAAACUGAGUACCGCGCAUGAAAAGAUCCAGAUGACCUUUCUGCAAGAGGCACAUGCCUAUUGGGGCUACGUCCGCCUCUUUUGCUUGGGACUCAUCCGCGAGUAUAUCGUGCGUGCCUGCGCGGUGGUGUUGCAAGACGACAUCUCUGUACGAUACGUCAAGCGUGAAAAGUGGAGCGUUGGGUGGACCGACUUUUAUUUGCAGCAUAUGUACAAGUUGUACGUGGACUGCUUCGCUCGCCCCAUUUCGUCCGCUCCAGAUGCGAAGGUCGAAGUGGUGAUUCGAGAACGAGCAGGUGGAGACCUCUUUGGCCCUCUGAAUGACCUCAAGCUCACUGAGAAGAGAAAGAUGUGUGUAAACCUCUCGAGCUACAACUACCUGGGCUUCGGCGGUGUAGACGAGUACUGCACUCCGGUGGCGCGAAAGGCUGCACGGGAGCUGGGCUGGUCCACGAGCGGCACCCGUACGGAAGGUGGAACCAAGGCGAUCCACCAGGACUUGGAGCGAGAGGUGGCCAAGUAUUUGAGCAAGGAGGAUGCGUUGGUGCUGGGCAUGGGCCGGGACCACUCAGCGGGUAAGUGGGUCAGUGAGAUUCUGCCCGGACCAGUGGUGGGAGAGGGGCUGACAGGAAGGUGCCAAUCGGAUCAAAAACAAGCAAUGUCGGAGGCCGCCGGAGUAGUGCGAAACCAGUUGGGCUACAUCGUGAAUGGUGGAAAGAAGGACUAUGGCCCACUGGACUCACAGGCCGCAACCCUUCUUUGCAAGUGA
Molecule: messenger RNA, 1206 nt
Organism: Durusdinium trenchii
Lineage: Eukaryota; Dinophyceae; Suessiales; Symbiodiniaceae
Source: the annotation of a GenBank genome assembly